This is a messenger RNA of Protobothrops mucrosquamatus (brown spotted pit viper), 1957 nucleotides long. It is a transcript of the gene OTUD5, whose product is annotated as OTU deubiquitinase 5. Bases 1 to 1683 code for a protein of 560 amino acids. Gene Ontology annotation, molecular function: K63-linked deubiquitinase activity; cysteine-type deubiquitinase activity. The transcript has 9 exons. Gene Ontology annotation, biological process: protein deubiquitination. Lineage: Eukaryota; Metazoa; Chordata; Lepidosauria; Squamata; Viperidae. The record is from RefSeq and is a predicted model, not a curated record.
AUGACGAUCCUGCCCAAGAAGAAGGCCUGCCCGGCUGCCGGAGACGGAGAUAGGGACCAGCCCGGCUCGAGAGGGGGAGGCCCCGGCGGCCCAGGGGGCCCCGGCGGCGUAGGCGGCCCUGACUCCCGGGGCUGCUCCGGCGCCGAUUCCCACCCGCGCGGCGUCGGCGUUGGAGGAGGCGUCGGACCCGGGGAUCCGCAUUCCGGGCGCGGCGGAGCCCGUCCCCGGGCUUCGCCUCCCCCGCCGCCGCCGCGCUGGGGACUGCCCCCCGCCGGGUCCCCUCCGCCGCCCAAUCCCGGAGUUGGAGCCGGGGGGGACGGGCCCGGCCUCGGCCUACUCGACCCCGGAGCGGCCGAAGCGCGGGGCGGAGUAGGCGGCGGCUGCUGCUCCGGGCCCGGCCACAGCAAACGGCGACGGCAGGGGGGGCCUGGCGGCGGGCUAGGGCUCGGCGGGGCGGCGGGGCCUGGGGGAGGGGGAGGCAAUAGUCCCGAGGAAGAUGAGGUCGGCGCCGGCUACAACAGCGAAGAUGAGUACGAGACGGCGGCAGCCCGCAUCGAGAGCAUGGACCCGGCCACCGUCGAGCAGCAGGAACACAGGUUCGAGAAGGCGCUGAGAGAGAAGAAAGGGUUCAUCAUAAAACAGAUGAAGGAAGAUGGGGCCUGCUUGUUCCGGGCUGUGGCUGACCAGGUAUACGGUGACCAAGACAUGCACGAAGUGGUCAGGAAGCACUGCAUGGACUACUUGAUGAAGAAUGCCGACUACUUUUCCAAUUACGUGACGGAGGAUUUCACCACUUACAUUAACCGCAAGCGGAAAAACAACUGUCAUGGCAACCACAUUGAGAUGCAGGCUAUGGCAGAGAUGUACAACCGACCUGUGGAGGUUUACCAGUAUGGCACAGAGCCCAUCAAUACUUUCCAUGGCAUCCAUCAGAAUGAGGAUGAGCCCAUCCGGGUGAGCUAUCACCGCAACAUACAUUACAACUCCGUGGUGAACCCCAACAAGGCUACCAUUGGGGUGGGACUAGGGCUGCCCUCCUUCAAGCCAGGGUAUGCAGAGCAGUCCUUGAUGAAGAAUGCCAUCAAGACCUCGGAGGAGUCCUGGAUCGAGCAGCAGAUGCUGGAGGAUAAAAAGCGAGCGACCGACUGGGAAGCCACCAACGAGGCUAUCGAAGAACAGGUUGCCAGAGAGUCUUAUUUGCAGUGGCUGCGUGACCAGGAAAAGCAGGCCAGACAGCCCCGCAAAGCCAGUGCUACUUGCAGCUCUGCCACGGCGGCCGCAGCGAGCGGUUUGGAAGAAUGGAGUGGUCGUUCCCCACGUCAGCGCAGCUCAGCUUCUUCCCCGGAACACCCCGAGCUGCACAACGAGCUGAAUGCUGCCAAGCCCCCUUCUCCUGGAAGCACCGCAGCCCUAGCACUUACCAAGCCCCCCUCGCCAUGUGCUCCAGGUACAAGCAGCCAGCUGUCUGCAGGCGGCGGGCGAGUAACCCCUCCCUUAGUGUCGUUGUAUCCAGCCCUGGAGUGCCGGGCAAUAAUGCAACAGAUGUCACCCACAGCAUUUGGUCUGAGUGACUGGGAUGACGAUGAGAUCCUGGCUUCGGUGCUGGCCGUUUCGCAACAGGAGUACUUGGAAAGCAUGAAGAAAGGUGCCCUGCACCGAGACAGUGGUUCUGACAAGAGUUGAUACCUGGUUCCGGCUCUUGCGCUCGCCUGACACCCCUUUGGUGUGCAUGUUUUGGCAGGAAGGAUGAUAACACUUGGAACCCCUCCCCUCCUCCACUGCUGCUGAUCAACGCUCCUUCAGCUGCCCCUUUGCUCCCCACUUUUGGCUCUCCGCAGAAGACUCCCCCCUCUGGUGCGCUGAGAAACAGACAGGUGCAAAAGAGAGACAGGAUCUCUUCCCCAAGGAGCUGAAACACUCACAAACUGGGGCAUGCUGGGCUUCCCCUUCAUCUGCC